CCCUAACCUUAGCUGCGAAUUAAGACGUUUGAGAGCAUCUUGGGUUUCAUUUUGGCGCUUACGCCGAAGUGCCGAGCUGUGGAGAAGAUCUGUUGGGAGUAAGAAAAUGGACGAUAAGCGUGGACGGGAGAAAGUCAGCUCUUGGUAUUAUGGCGUAUAGAUUUAUGUUGGGAACGUGCCCGGCCUAUAAUCCGAAGCAGCGCGUCUCUAUCGAGAUUUAAACAACAAUCAAGGACAAUUGACGCCUUUCCAGCCGCAAGAAAGACCAUGGAUUAUCCCUGUUCUUUCCCUAUUCAUCUGUAGCGAUGACUAGAUGACGCUAAAGCACGGUGCAGACCCGAACGCCGGUCGCCGGCUGCGUGAGUGGUGAGGAAACCUGCCCCUCCCCUCUGCGCUGACAGGUGCACAGCUAAACUAACAUCUACAAAUCAACCAUGACGGCCACCACCAUGGCUGAGGAUCUUCUGCAAGUUGGCGCCCUGGUCAAGGACCGCUGGGAAGUGGUUAAGAAGAUUGGAGGCGGAGGAUUUGGUGAGAUCUACGAGGGUCGUGACCUCCAGAACCAGGAGGCGGUGGCCCUGAAGCUGGAGUCGGCAAGUCAGCCCAAACAGGUGCUCAAGAUGGAGGUGGCUGUUCUCAAGAAACUGCAGGGAAAGGACCAUGUGUGCCGGUUCAUCAGCUGCGGGCGGAACGAGCGGUUCAACUACGUGGUGAUGUCGCUGCAGGGGCGGAACCUGGCGGAGCUGCGGAGGAGUCAGGUGCGCGGGACCUUCAGCAUCAGCACCACCCUGCGCCUGGGCGUACAGAUGCUGCGCGCCGUGCAGGCUGUACAUGAUGUGGGCUUCCUGCACAGGGACAUCAAACCUUCGAACUUCACGAUAGGCCGACUGCACCAAGAUGCCAGGAAGGUGUACCUACUGGACUUUGGGCUGGCCAGACAGUAUACCAACUCAGCUGGGGAAGUCAGGACGCCUCGACCAGUGGCAGGCUUCAGGGGAACAGUGCGCUAUGCUUCCAUCAAUGCACACAAAAACAUGGAAAUGGGUCGUCACGAUGACUUAUGGUCCUUGCUGUACAUGCUGGUGGAGUUUGCCACAGGACACCUGCCAUGGAGGAAGAUAAAAGACAAGGAACAAGUUGGACUGAUGAAGGAGAAAUGUGACCACAGAAUGCUUCUCAAGUCUUUGCCUUCUGAGUUCAAGCAGUUCCUUGAACAUGUCCAGAGCCUCAAGUAUUAUGACAAGCCAAAUUAUCAGUUCCUGCAGGGUCUGAUAGAGGGAAUGAUCCAGAGGAAAAAUAUCAAGGAAUCAGAUCCUUAUGACUGGGAGCGGGGCAGUGGGGACGGGUCUCUCACCACCACUACCACAUCCACCCCUCCUCAUCAUGGCAAGGAGACCCCAGGACUCGCAGGGAUCAUGGCUGCCACGCCCAUCACCGCAGACAUGCCGUGUGCGAAUACGGAGGAUGGAGAGCUGGACGGGAACCUCAGCAUCCAGGACAACGUUCCUCCUCAGGCGGCUCGGCUGGACAGGGAGGUCGCCGACAUCAACCUCAACAUCAGAAAACCUCAGCUGGAGGUCCUUAACAACGUGGGACACGAUUUCAACAGGGUCAACGGCGGCAGGCCAUUCGCUCAGGCUGGAGAGGACAAGGGGGAGAUGAUCCCCUCGCAGACACCCAGCAACGACAAGGCCGAAGCGCAGGUCAACGGUGACGUGAACAAAAAUCUCGACACAGGCUUCGCUGUAGCCAACGGUGAGAUUACGGGUAGCACGUACGCGGGCGAACUCAGGGAUGGAGCGCAGGAGGCAAACCUGCAGGGAGAUGGGGAGAUUCCCUCUGGACUGUUGGAGCGUGCGGGGAGCACGGAGGGAGGACAGCAGGAAAACGUGAUGGAUAAUGUUGCAGGAGCGACGGGCUUCAGCCAGAAUGUGGCACUGGAAGGAGAGGCCUUCCCAGUGAGACAUGCCCUACUAGGGCUUCAUGAACAGGUGGAGAUGGUGGAUAUACUAGAGGAGGAAGGACAAAUGGGCUCUGCUGAGGUUCCAGUCCUUCAUGUCGACGCUGCGGAGGAAAUUAUUAGCUUUAAGGAUGGGAUGUACAAUGAGGAGAGAAUAGGGGAGGAAGAAGUGAAGGAGCCAUCUUCCAGAAAUGGGAUACUGUCUCCUGGUCAAGGACCCAAUGGUCUCCUUAAAGACAUUCUCCAGGAAGAGGAGCAAGAAAAGGCUGAUGAUGGAAAACCAUCUCAGUCCUAUCAGGAAGAGAGCAACGGGGACAAUGCUGUGCAUGAGACGAGAACUGAAAGAACCAUGCUAGCAAAAGAGAAAACCUCUUUUGCAGACAUCGCCCUGCCCAUCCCCAGUGACGCUGCCUCCGAGAGUAAUCAGCCCGACAAGGAUAACGAAUCAUUCCCGGAGAAGGACAUUGAUACGAAGGAGAAGUCAGGCGAUGAUAUCGAGCUCGAGAGUCCCAUGGCACCAGGGAUUGUGCGUACUCCCAGCCCAAGCCCCCCACGGCCAGCCUCAAACAAGAAGUGGAUUCUCUCGUUUGAGGAUAGCUCUGGAGAGGAGGAGCAGGAGGACCAGAGAGGACAGUUCCAAGUGCUGCACGCUGCCACACCAGAGCCUCACAAACCGCAGCAGGUUGCCAGGGACAUGCCUAAAGAUGAGAAGACCGAAACCAGUAGAUCCAUUGUGGACUCUGAUGUCGAACAGAGGGAUCAGCCUGGUGCAAUGUAUGACGAACAGGAACGGAUUCAGAGUGGGUCGUCAGUCUCAGAACAUGCAGCAUCCCCACCAGAACCGCAGCAGGAGCAGACAAGCGCUGCUUCGUCUGAACAGGAGGACCGCAGGGCCAGGGAGAUAGAAAUCCACCAGGAGCUCAGAAUAGAGAGAUACGAGGGUUACGUGGAGGAGAAAAUGACCGUCGAGGGGGUCAUUCCGUCGUCGACAUCGUUUAGAGCAACAACUACCUACCCUAAAGCUCAUGAUGACAAAGAGGUUAUCCAGGAAAUUGUGUUCAACAGUGGGGUAGGCAGUGCUGCUCACGACGCUCCCAGUAGUCGCUCUGAACCCAGCUCCCCUGUCAGCUCAAGACUGUCGAAGUCUACGUACAGUGUUCCCGAUGAAGGAGACUCGCAUGGCAGCAAGAAAAAGGACACCACAAAGGAGAGAGAAUCUCAGAGCACAAGUGAAAGAGAACUUUCUAGAACCCCAGAACUCUUCUCAGACAGAGAGGAGGAUGUUGUGUUACAAAAUGACAAAUCGAGCCCCAGACAGGAGAAGGCAGCUGAGGCAAUCGAAAAUGAGGAUGUUGAACUGCCUCUUUCUAAGGAGGGGAAUAGCAAAUCAGACACUUCGGUGAGUGAGACCGUGGAAGGUCAGAAAACGGUGGUGACUCUUCCUCUGGGGCGGGACACGAAACCCCAGGACGUGGAAGCUUGCAAGGGUCAGAGGUCGGAUCCCGACCUGUCACCUACAGUGAAAGCACCAGAACUGCCGGAGAUGGACCAGACCAGUCACAGCGACCUCAGCACUGUUGUGCCCACUGCAGUAAGCGUAGAACAGAACGGUCUGGAUCUGAAACGGGCGGGAUCCCAGGACCUGACGAGGGCUGGCUCGCAGGAGUUCACUCUGGAAGACAAUGGAAAAGACAGAGUGGUAGAAAACGGACCCUCAGGAGAGAUAUUUAGGUCAGAUAGUAUAGACAUACAGCAGUCUUUACAGGAAGAGGAGGUAGCUACAGUGAAGGAAGUGUUACAGAGUUCAGAACAUAAAGCCACAGAGAAGGUGAUGAAACCGUCAAGGAUCCCAGUUCACAGCCCACAGGUCGGCAGAAAAAAGCCUGAACAGAGGAGGAAGCUGCCGACUGUACCUCCCACUAGUCCUAAAACUCAGACAGGUAGACUAGAGAAACUAGGAAGUAGCUCAAAACCGUCCAAAAUCCCUAUUUAUAAAGGAGAAUCCUUACCCAAUGACAAAAAUAGCAAAAAGACUGCAGAAACGAAAGCGCAAGAAAAUGGCCAGAUUUGGUCCGAUGAUCACUCUACACCACCCAUGUCACCCAGGUCAAAGUCACUCUCAGAAAGCCCCUUCUCCCCCAGAGAGAGGGGUAACAGGAAAGGACGGGAACUUCCAAGAAGUCCCCGAAGUAGUAAGGACAAUGGAGUUCCUGUGAGGAGUCCUCUUAUUGUGGACUCCUUGCAAAAGGAAAGCUUGAGUAGAAAGGACAGACCCAGAAGCCCACAGGUCACUGCUCUUAGGGAACGAGAAGCUCACAUGGAGGACAAUAUCAGUAUUAGCUCUGUGGACUCAGCUACAGACUCUUGGAGCAAGAGGGAAUACACUCCAAGGAGGGGCAGCUCGCCGUCCCCCAUCAUGAGAGGCGGGAUGGUUUCUCCCAUCCUGGCCAGGGAACCUCUGCAGCCGACCUUCGUCCCCGCAUCUGAGCAGUCUGUUCUCGUUCCCAGACCUCCGCCUGGGCAAGCUCCUGCCCGGGGUUGUAUCUCAGCAAGUCAGAAAAUGUCAGAAAGACGACGACGCUACAAGCCAUCCAUGUCACCCGUGCCAACGCCCCGCGGCCACCGCAUCAGGUCUGCCUCCUCCUCGCCAUCCAGAUCUCCUCGACACGUUGGACCGCUGCGCCCAUAGGACAGAAUAUCCUCCACCAGCUCCCACCCCCGCGGCACGUACAGCUUGUAACGGCCGCGGACCCACACAAGAACUACACUAGUUUACAAGUAUGAAGUAAAGAUAUGCCCGCUCUACUCUUCACCAGCAGCUUUUAGUACAAAAGGCUUUACAAUGCAGACUGAUGAAACAUUUCCCGCACUCACCCCAUAGCAAAAUCCAUACAAUGGAAAAGUAGAAGUCCCGAUAUCAAAUGUUCUGAGUGGCCUCUCACCAAUGAAUAUUGAUGAGGUGGUCACUCAAGUUUUAGGUCUUUAACAUUAUAUCUUUAGAACAGCUAAAAGAAUGAAUUGUAAUUACAACCAUGUCCAGGUCUUCUGUUUGGGUUGAUAGUUCUUCCAGAUGAUUUCUCAUUUUUGGUGACUCCAGUAGUUAUAACUGUGACAUGUGAUAAACUGUCAAUUUUGUGUAGCUUCUAUCUCAGACAUCUAAACUGUCACUUUUUUGUCAGAGCAUUGGCCUGGAACCAUUUCUUACUGGUGUGUCUGCUACCUCUGUCAGCUGGUAGCUGGCACCCUCCAAUCUGAAUCCAUACCUAGGCUUGUUCUGUGCAGUCUUGGUAGCAGGUUGUUUCAACUUCAGCCCCUGCCAGUCAUCCAUCCAACACUGUCUGUCACACCAACAGAUACAUGGAUUCUGCCAGAUUCAGUGGAAUAUGGUUCAAACUUGGUUGACUUCCAUAUUCACAUGGGAGAACAGAAUUUGCUCAUUUUUAUUGCACUUUGACUAAUACAGGCAACUACCAAAUCAAGAAGCAACUUCCAAAUUGCGCCGUGUACAUGUAUUCCAGUCUGAUUUCCCAUAAUCACCCAUUUUUAGCCAAUGAUUGAAUCAUCAUGGUGUAAAAUGUAAGGUGGACAGUUGCUCAGUCAGAUUUUGUACGUCUCAUAGAAACGCACUGCACACUAGCACUGCUUUCACACUGACCAGAGAUGUACAAAUAAUGUAGUGUACCUUGUGUAAUGCAGGCUGUAUGGGUGUCAUAAAAAACGUGUGGGUACUUCAGCUGCUGUAAAUGUUUCUUCUGAAUAUUGAUGGUCAAACGUCUUCCCAAGGCACAUCUCAGACUGCCACAAGGGCAGGACAGCCCUGGUGCUGAGGAACGAUAUGCAAUACUACAGGAUGGCAGGAUCAUUUUCUGAAAUGUAUUGCAAUCACAAUUUGUUUCUUUUCAUUUUUGCUGCUAUGACCUUUGGUAAAGAUCAUGUGCCUUGCAAUACACUGCCUUUCCUGCAGUCACCGUGGUGAAAUUAUGGCCCUUGGGAGCAGCAACGUGCUAGACAAUGGGGGAAAUUAGAAAUUGUAACAUUGGACUUGUCAAUGUCAGUUCUGAGGGGUGGAUAACAUAUUGUGGAAAGUUGAGACAAGAAAAUGUCUCACAACUGGGAAGGUCAGAAAUGUAUGAUGAUGGGUCCAUGAUACAAUUAUAGAUCUCAUCAGGAUUUACAUUGACAAGUUCAUAACAUUAACCUGUAAAUAGCAUGCCAUAUUUAUUUGAUAAUGUUGCACUGCAUAGUGCCGGUAGCUAUAUGAUAGCAAAAGAUUGUUUUAUAUCCGAAAAAGGCUACAUGUAUAAGAUGUGAAAACUUCUGCAAAUGUUGAAAUGAUUUACUGUUAAUGUGACAGGUUCACUACUGGGAUUGUUGUAAUGUGUGUGGUGCAUACCUUACCAUGUGGUAUAUGCUUAGUAUGUAAUUACCAGUAUUUGUGUACAUUGUCAAGUUAUAGGGGGUGAACCAGGAUGGAUCUUGAUUGUGUUGUGCGAAAAUGUUAGUAAAAAUUGAUGUCAACAGUUCACGCAUAUUUAUUUCUGUUAUUUUGAUUUUUGCCUACUUCUCUUCAAAACUUUCAGUGCCGAUUUUAUAUGUCAACUUCUUCGAUGCUUCCUGGUCCAUCCCCAAACCAUUUGUUUACCAUUGUUUGUCUUGCCAAAUAUUUGUAAAGCUCUUUAUUUCCGAUAUGCAAAUUUUAUUUUUAUAUUCAACUAUCCCGAUUUCAGCAAUUCUCUCAUGCUGCAGACACUGCAUACAAGUAGGUUGAUUGACUGCAUAGUACUAGUAUACUGUUAGAAACAUUCCAUAAACACUUUUGACAUUCAAGACUUAAGGUUUGAUUUGUCAGCAGCAAACUUCUCGAUCCAGACGUAUUUUGCAUCUCCAUACCAAUUGUUGACAUGUUUCAAUGAGUGUGUCCGUAGCACUGCAUAUGUUAUAUGUUAUACAGUGUUCUCAAGCAAAAUUCACAGUACAGAGCAGUUAUGGACAGACUUCAGUCAGUGCAAUUACAUUACCGAUAACCCAUUACAUUUCAGUAUUCCAUGACGGGUUGUAAAAGUAACAAAGUGUAUUACGCCAUGUUUGUCAUGGACCUUGUUUGAAAUAAAUUAAAAAGUAUUCUUCUGUAUGAUAUCAUGUAGAUCUCAGAUAGUUUUUUUAUUGAUGUCAAUAAAGUUGUGAACUUAUGCAGUGUUCUAAUUUAUAAAGUUAACAUUUUAUGUAUUAUGUCUGUUUGCUAGGAAAUCAUUUUUGCCUUGUUUCUUUUUUAUAUAUUUGAUUAGUAUUAUAUCUGAAAAAUACGGAAAUUUUCUGAAUUCUGUGAAAUUUUAGAAUGAUGUAAUGUUGACAAAUGUUGUCCACAGUGCCCAACAUUGCUUGUUUGCUGAAAUAAUAUUUUACGAUUCUGUCACUGUUGUUUUAAAUUCCCGCUAUAUAGCAAAAACGAAACACUGCAAAAGAUGCAGUUACAUAUUACUUGGGUACAUGUACAUUGUAUAUGAUCCUUGAUAUGAUGUUUUAUGGUUAAUUCCUAAAUCACAGACCCAGCUGAGGUUUUUAAUACACGAGAAAUAUUGCCAUCCUCAAGCUUUCCUGUUUUGACAUGCUAUGUAUAUGAUAUUGUUCACUUGUUGCCACACAGAAGUUGAAGUGGCAGGUUUUACGUUGCUUCAAUGACUGAUUCUGAACUCUCAGUCCUCUGUUUGAUAACCAUGCAAGCUUGUUGAAAAAUCUAAUUGGCAUGGCUGUAUUCUGCUUUGUCCGCCGUACAACUUACCAACUUUUAGACGCACCAGUUGCUGUCUAACAACUGUGAUGGAGACUGUAAAGUAUCUUACGUCACAUGAUGUGGUAGAUGCUAAUGAAGAAGAAAGUUCAUGGGCUCAUCAAACCUACUGGUAAAUUGUUGCUCACCCGUAAGUAACAAUAACAUCACAAUACCGUGCGUUACCACCACUACACAGUUAGUGGAAAUUUACCAAUUGUAAUGGUAAUUAAACUAUAAGGCAACACCUGGUGGACAUCUCAUAUAUACAGCAGGACUGUCAACUUCUCACAACUGACAGAAGAAAGAUUUACUUACUGCUUCCGCUGACUGUAAAAGAAAGUUGGGGGACAUAGACACAUGGAUAGGUAAUGUUUCUCCCUUGAUGUUAACUUACACCUUGUUAUAGGUGCCAAUAAUAUUACUGCAAUCAAUAAAGAAGCUGUACUGGCAUGUUGGUUAA
Messenger RNA from Branchiostoma floridae (Florida lancelet), 8190 nucleotides. Its product is annotated as tau-tubulin kinase 1-like. Lineage: Eukaryota; Metazoa; Chordata; Leptocardii; Amphioxiformes; Branchiostomatidae. Gene Ontology annotation, molecular function: protein serine/threonine kinase activity; ATP binding. The transcript has 12 exons. Bases 435 to 4649 code for a protein of 1404 amino acids. Gene Ontology annotation, biological process: signal transduction; peptidyl-serine phosphorylation. Gene Ontology annotation, cellular component: nucleus; cytoplasm. The record is from RefSeq and is a predicted model, not a curated record.